Molecule: messenger RNA, 973 nt
Organism: Venturia canescens
Lineage: Eukaryota; Metazoa; Arthropoda; Insecta; Hymenoptera; Ichneumonidae
Product: allergen Tha p 1-like
Exons: 2
Coding region: 154-516 (120 amino acids)
Source: RefSeq, a predicted model, not a curated record
CGUGCCGCGCUCCUUUUUCCCACUUUGUAAUUUCACUUUAGAAUCGUCGGGUCCUACGAGCAUUCUUCAACUUUUCUUAUUUUCAACGUCAACUCCGCCGGAGUUCGUAUAUUUUGCUGUCCAUCCUAAGAUUCUUCUUUUCAUCGAAAAAUUAUGAAGUUUUGCCUCCUUCUGAUGGCCCUUGUGGCCAGUGCAUUCGCCGCUGAAACACAUUCAAACAAAUUUGACAACGUCGAUAUCGAUAGCAUCCUCGGAAAUAAACGUAUACUCACGAAUUACAUCAAAUGUAUGCUGGAUGAGGGCAACUGCACUCCGGAUGGCCGAGAUUUUAAAAAACUUUUACCAGAAGUAUUGGGCAAUGGCUGCAACAAGUGCACCGAAAGACAGAAAAGUACGGCUGAGAAAGUGAUAAAACAUUUAAAAAGAGAACGAGCUGCAGACUGGAAUCGUUUGUUGAAAAAAUACGACCCUAAAGGAGAAUACGAGAAACGUUAUCAAGCUACUCUCAACGCAUAGACGACUUGGGGUGCCUUGAGUCAGCGUAAUUUGUUCAUUUUCUAAAGAUUCACACGUUCCGCCAUCAGAUGUUAAAAAUCGUCAGUGAAUUGAAAAUGACACUGUCAAAAGAAAUACUCGCGUUAUUUCGUUAUACUGUGUGUUUGUAUUCUUGUCGAUACGUUCAUCUUGCUUAUACAAUAACACCAGACACAGGAAUAAGUUCAUGAGCUACCGCACAUUGAAAAACAUUUUUUCGAAGCUGAAGUAUCGCUGUGAAAAUUGACACAACAAACAUCCGGGAGUGCGAUGAAUUAUUCGACUCGUCUCUUCUUCACUAAUGAUCCAAGCUGCAAUAGAAAUCAUAUUUUUCUUUCAUUGUAACGUAAAUGUUACUUCAAAAAAGGCUGUUAGUUUAAACAUUGAAACACGAAGUGAUCGUGGAAUAAACAUAAAAAUACAUCAAACAAAACGUCAA